Messenger RNA from Pomacea canaliculata, 1882 nucleotides. RefSeq names its product POU domain, class 6, transcription factor 1-like. The record is from RefSeq and is a predicted model, not a curated record. NCBI's taxonomy places the organism in Eukaryota, Metazoa, Mollusca, Gastropoda, Architaenioglossa, Ampullariidae. The transcript has 10 exons. The coding region runs from base 220 to 1722 and encodes 500 amino acids. Gene Ontology annotation, molecular function: DNA-binding transcription factor activity, RNA polymerase II-specific; RNA polymerase II cis-regulatory region sequence-specific DNA binding. Gene Ontology annotation, biological process: regulation of transcription by RNA polymerase II.
CGAACGAUGCCUUGAAAUCGGAGCCUGUGUGCCCAAAAAUAGAAAAAAAAAAAAACUAAUCUUCGCGCUCGGAAGCCAUUUGUUGGUGGAGUUCACUGUUAUCAUAGUACAGGGCCUUCCGCAGGGUCAAGUCCGCAGGCUUCUACAAGUUGAUGCCCGGGCCCUGGACCUGAACCUGUAGCUGCUGCCUGACUCUGGCACUGGCUUCGCCACUACACCAUGGAUACCGACUCCAACGAUGGCACCAGCCCUGAAAUUCUCAAUGGCCAGACAAAACCAGAUCCAGCCAAGCUUGCUCAGACAGCCAUCAUCAAACAGGAUGUUAUGCUAUCUGCAACGUCCACCCAGUCUCCACUGGCACCAGUGUCAUCGGUGUUUACAAUGCCAUCAGUAUCUUUGCCCCAUGCAUCCAUUGCUGGUAGUGGAGCUCUUGGGCUGGCUGAUCAGCUGUUUAUGUCUGUACCAUCUGUUGCAGACACUGCUACCACGCCAUCAGCAACAGACACCAAGUCAGACAUUAAUGGUGUGUUACCAACACUUACAAGUCAAACACAGUUGUUGGGCCAGCCACAAGUUGCCUCACAGUUUUUCCUGACAAACCAGCAGGCUGUCUCUUCCAGCAAUGGUUCCAGCUCAGCCUCCAUCCCAGUCCAGCAAAUUCUAAUCCCUGUCUCCACCGGGAAUGGAACGCAACAGUUUAUCAGCAUCCCUGUGUCACUGGCAACGGGUGGGAACCAGCAGAUUCAGCUGCUGAGUACUUCCAAUGGUCAGAUCAUUGCAACCAACCUGGCCAGUCUCCAGGCCCUGGCACAGCCACUUAACCUGGCAGCCAACAGUUUAUCUAGUAAUCAGUCCCGUGAUGGCAGCAACAACAGUUCCAGCAAUUCUAGCAGUAGCAACCACUCAACUGCUUCAUCUUUGUCUAGUCAGAUUGCAGCGGCUUUGCCACCUUUGCUCACUGCCAACAGCCAGGGCCAGCUGCUAGCUGUAAGCCCACAGAUGAUUAGUCAGAUGUCCUUGUCCCAGGUGAGCUCUUCCAACCACCGAACUUCGUCAUCCAGCUCCAGUCACACUCACAAUGGCACAGGACUACAGUCAGCGCUUGCUUCCCCCACAAAAGCUUCCCUCUCCAGUUUAACCUCCUCGGCUGCGCCAACCGUGAAUGGACUCCCACCCAAUGUCAGCCAGCUGCUUCCAAACACUGUGGGGAACUGUACAGAGAGCACAACAGUAGAUGGCAUCAAUCUCGAUGAAAUCAAGGAGUUUGCACGUCAGUUUAAAAUCCGCCGUCUGUCUCUGGGCCUGACUCAGACACAGGUUGGUCAGGCUUUGAGUGCAACAGAAGGGCCUGCAUACAGUCAGUCAGCCAUUUGCAGAUUUGAAAAGCUGGAUAUCACACCUAAAAGUGCACAGAAAAUAAAACCUGUCCUAGAACGGUGGAUGAGUGAGGCUGAAGAACGAUAUAAAAAUGGAGUGCAGAAUCUGACAGACUUUAUUGGCAGUGAACCUUCUAAGAAGCGCAAGCGACGCACAUCUUUCACUCCCCAAGCUUUGGAGGUUUUAAAUCAGUACUUUGAGAGGAACACACAUCCUUCAGGGACAGAAAUGACAGACUUAUCAGAGAGACUGAAUUACGACAGAGAAGUGAUUCGUGUGUGGUUUUGCAACAAGCGACAGGCUUUGAAAAACACGAUCAAGAAACUGAAGCAAGAAGCUCCCUGAUGUCAGUCCCCUUUGACUUGUGCAAAGCUCUUGUUCCCUUUUCAUUCCCCACUGUUAACCCUUUCAGUUACAGCCUUGGCAAAGCAAGUCUGCACAUGAAAAUCAAGUGCAAGGCAGUCAGUGUGUCCUAGGUUCAAAUAGCUGGUGCUUAAGUCUGUUU